Malaya genurostris is the source of this 988-nucleotide messenger RNA. RefSeq names its product irregular chiasm C-roughest protein-like. Gene Ontology annotation, cellular component: cell-cell junction. NCBI's taxonomy places the organism in Eukaryota, Metazoa, Arthropoda, Insecta, Diptera, Culicidae. Bases 298 to 717 code for a protein of 139 amino acids. The transcript has 5 exons. Gene Ontology annotation, biological process: cell-cell adhesion. The record is from RefSeq and is a predicted model, not a curated record. Gene Ontology annotation, molecular function: cell adhesion molecule binding.
UUCGUGAAACUGUUUUGACACAAUUUUUCCUCAUACUAAACCAAUUGACUAUCCUUCGGAACGAGUUCUGCAGCUUCCGUUUGUUAUCUUGGUCCAUUUGCUUAUUUGCUUGAUUGAUAGACAGUUAUAAAACAUGUAAUUUUGAAAGCAGGGUGAGCUAAUUACCGGUGCAGAUAUCAUUAGAGUUUUAAUAUUGUUACAGAGGACUAUUUUGACCAUUUGUAUCAGAUGAGCUCAACGCUACGUGAAAUGACGAAUAAAACUUGAAACUACAUAGUGAAAGAUUUUUUCGUAGUCAUGCAGUCGCAAGUUGUUAUAUUAGCAUACUUCAGAUGGACCAUUCUGUGCGGUAUAGUUGUGGGAGAAGUUCAACAGCAAACAUUUCGCAUCACUCCGAACGACGUGGAAGCUCGCACUGGAGAUGAUGUGAUUCUCCGGUGUGAAGUGGAGCAUCUGGCUGGGCGGGUACAGUGGACCAAAGAUGGGUUUGCGCUAGGCUUUUCCAGUGACAUCGUGGGUUAUCCGCGGUUUUCACUGAAUCAAAAUCAUAGCUCGGGAGUUUUUAAUCUCAGAAUUACAAAUACCUCCAUGGACGACUCUGCUAGCUACCAGUGUCAAGUUGGUCCGGCGAAGCACAACCGUCCAAUUCGUGCUGCAGCAAAAUUAACCAUACUUGGUCUUAUGAAAAGUCACCGAGGAAUGCAUCACCGGAAUUGAAUCCAUCCAAAAUUCAUAGAAUUCGAGAUAAAUUGAGAGAUAUGUAGUUCCAGUAAUUUUUGAAUUAACACAUUUAUUCAUAAUUGCGCUCAAUUUGAAAAACUGUGAAUAACCAAUGUGCAAUUCUGAAAGCAUAACUCAAACUGCUUAACAUUACUUACAUAUCAACAUUAUUGUAGAAAAAAUGAAAUGGAAAUGCAUCAUAACCUUAAACAUGGAAUAUUAUAAAAAAUUCAUCGAUUUAUUCUUCAAAAUAAAACGUUAAUCAAAA